This is a messenger RNA of Laccaria bicolor S238N-H82, 462 nucleotides long. RefSeq lists its product as uncharacterized. Lineage: Eukaryota; Fungi; Basidiomycota; Agaricomycetes; Agaricales; Hydnangiaceae. The record is from RefSeq and is a predicted model, not a curated record. The transcript has 5 exons. Bases 1 to 462 code for a protein of 153 amino acids.
AUGAAAUGCUUGGAAGUCCAGUCCCAAGACUGGAAAAAGACCAAGACUGAACUGAACCCGGACUGCCCAAGACAGGAAAUUUUCAGGACUGUCAAAGACCACAACCGUGGUCCAGUCUUCAGUCUCUCACAAUUUCGGAAAUUUCGAGACCAACGAAAGACUGGUCUAACCGGUCUCAACCGGAAGUCACGGCAAUGUGCAGCCACAACACCCCGCCAUGCGACUACGACACACAUGACGUGGCAGCCACCACACAACACCAUGAUCACCAGACGACCCAACACCACGACCACCAAAACCACAACAUGGCCACAACACAACAACAACAUGACAGAGGAUGAGGCAGAUGACGACGACAGAUGUGGCAACCACACGGCGAACAGUGACAUCUGUCACCAUUCGUCAUCCUCCUUCAUUCAGUACCAUGUCGCCAACAGCGACGUGGCCACCAAACAAAUGUGA